Molecule: messenger RNA, 4083 nt
Organism: Oncorhynchus tshawytscha (Chinook salmon)
Lineage: Eukaryota; Metazoa; Chordata; Actinopteri; Salmoniformes; Salmonidae
Gene: chl1a
Product: cell adhesion molecule L1-like a
Exons: 25
Coding region: 322-3765 (1147 amino acids)
Biological process (GO): dendrite self-avoidance; homophilic cell-cell adhesion; axon guidance
Cellular component (GO): axon; plasma membrane
Molecular function (GO): cell-cell adhesion mediator activity
Source: RefSeq, a predicted model, not a curated record
UUUCUCUACAGUUUGCAUGACAAGGAGUUGUAUUCAUUUGUUUCCGAUGUAUAAAUUAUGCAAACGUUUGGGUCAUUCUCUUGACAACCGGCAAAGUGAUUUAUGGGGCUAAACUCUGGGGGAGCGCGAGCUCGCUAUCAUCCAAAGUUGAUUGAAGCACCACAUGCAAAUCAUCAUUUACGUUGGAUUUACUUUUUACUCCGAAGGUCCUAUCCCUCUAAGUGUUGACAGCUAUCCGCUGAUCUAGUGGGUCAAAGCUGUGGUGCUGUCAGUAGUGUCGCCUGCUCUCCUGGACAGUCUCUGCUCAACGGCGGUGGAGUGAUGAGGUCACUGUGGAGCUUGGGCCUUGCUUUCCUCUUGGCCUUGACCUCCAGGGCCGGAGGACUCGAAAUCCCCCUGGAAGUGGAGCAGCUACCGACCAUAACAGUGCAGACCGCUGGCCCUGUCAUUGCCUUACCCUUUGAAGGCAGUUUUUCCAUGAGAUGUGAAGCCAAAGGCAACCCACAACCAGUAUACAGAUGGACAAAAGAUGGCCAGGCCAUAGAUCCCCUCUUCGACUUGGGGGUCAAAAAAGAAAGAAACAAUGGGAGUUUUGUGAUUCAUAGCGAGCGCCUUGCGCAGUUCCAGGGGAUGUAUCAGUGCUACGCUUCAAACAAUCUGGGAACAGCAGUAUCAGAGGAAAUUGAACUCAUUGUACCAAGUACGCCAAAGUUCCCCAAAGAGAAGAUUGCCCCAAUAGUUGUUAAAGAGGGCCAGCCUGUGAUUCUGGAAUGCAAUCCACCACAGGGGAUCCCUCCACGAAAGAUCUACUGGAUGACUAUUGGUCUCCAACAUAUUGAACAGGAUGAGAGGGUGUCCAUGGGCCAUGACGGCAACCUCUACAUCUCCAACGCCCUGGAGAAGGAUAGCCGGAGAGACUACUGCUGCUUCGCUGCAUUCUCCGUCAUACGGACCAUCGUUCGGAAGACAGCCAUGUCGGUGGUCGUCAAGAGCUCCUAUGCCAUUCCAGAGAGAAGACCGAGCCUUCUGGUACCCUCUGGUGUUCAGUCAGAGGUACGGCUGCUGAAAGGAGAGGAGCUGGUGCUAGAGUGUAUAGCAGAGGGAUUUCCAACUCCUGUGAUUGAAUGGACAAAAACGACAGAGAAGCUACCGAAACGGGCAAAUCUAAAAAACUAUGGGAAACGUUUAACCAUUAAUAACAUUGAAGAGGAGGAUGAUGGGAAGUACACGUGUGAGGCGAGGAACUCUGUCGGAGACACAGUCCACUACUUCAACGUCAUGGUGGAGGAGCCACCAAGAUGGCAGCCGGAGCCACCCAAGGGCCAGUUGGCUGUUGUUGGCUCUGACGUGCACAUCAAGUGCUCUGCCUCGGGAAAGCCACGGCCGGUUAUCUCAUGGAGGAAGAACGGACAGCCUCUGGACGAUGGCCCGUCAACGAACAGACAAGUGCUUGAUGACACCAUAGUGUUGCACAGGGCCAGGCCUGAGGACAGUGCCGUCUACCAGUGUGAAGUCUCCAACAGACAUGGCACCAUCCUGGCUAAUGCUAACAUCAUGAUCAUAAAUCUCCCACCUCGGAUGCUGACUAACGAUUACCAGCGAUAUUCAGUAGUGCAAGGGAGGGACAUCAUCAUGGACUGCAAAGUAUUCAGCUCCCCUCCAUCCACUGUUUCCUGGAACAAGGAUGACACUACGGAAUCUGUUGAGGGGGAACGAUUCUCAGUUUUUAAGAAUGGAUCACUGCAGAUCAACCAGGCAGGGAAAGAAGACAGUGGGGAAUAUGUAUGUUUCGCCACCAAUUCGGAGGGAAAAUCAGCCAUCACAGCCUUGUUGGACGUCAAAGAUCCCACCCAAAUCGUGGAGCCGCCGCAGGACCUGCACAUAUUAAGUGGAACCACAGCCCAGCUUGCAUGCCAAGCAGAGUAUGAUAUAUCUCUUAGGAACGAGUUUCAAAUAGUCUGGAGCAAGGAUGGGGAAGAGAUACCCCCAUUCACAGAACAGUCCAGAUAUUUUCUGGAUGAUGGAAUGCUACAAAUUAUCAAUGUAAACCAAAGCGACAAGGGAACAUACACAUGUACCGCCAGAACCAAUCUAGACCAGGACACCGCCUCUGCACUCGUUACUGUACUUGAUGUCCCUGAUGCGCCAGAGGAUGUGGAGCUGUCUGAACAAAAGAGCUGGAGUGUCCGGUUGGCCUGGGUACCCGGUGACGACCACAACAGCUCUACCACUGAGUUCAUAGUGGAGUACGAGGAAAGUCAGUGGGAUCCUGGGACCUGGCGAGAACUCCAGCGAGUCCCUGGCAACCAGGUCACAGCUUUGUUGACAUUACACGGCCACCUGAACUACCAGUUUAGAGUGUAUGCAGUUAAUGGCAUUGGGAAAGGGCCCCCAAGCAACCCCACAGACCGAUACAAAACCCUUCCUGCAGCUCCUGAUAAAAACCCAGAAAACAUCCAAAUUCAGGGUCAUCUGCCCCAUCAAAUGGAUAUCAGUUGGGAGCCACUAUUGCCUGUGGAGCACAAUGGUCCAGGCCUGGAGUACAAGUUGAGCUACAGGAAACUGGGAGUAGAAGAUAUCUGGAAAGAGCAUCUUGUCAAGAGACACGCCUUUGUCAUCAAGAACACUCCCACAUUCAUCCCCUACGAGAUCAAGAUCCAGAGUCGCAACAGUCAUGGCUGGGGCCCAGAACCCAAAGUAGUGACAGGGUACUCCGGGGAAGACUUGCCUACAGCUUCCCCACAGGACGUGGCAGUGGAGGUGUUGAACACUACCCUUCUCAGAGUCAGUUGGACGAGGGUUGCCCAGGCAACAUUGCGGGGUCAUCUGGGAGGCUACAAUGUGCACUGGCUGAGGAAACGGAGUCUCCUACAUUCCAACAGAAUUCCUGAGGAGAGACAUUUCCUGACGUUCCCAGGGAACAGGAGCCAUGCCAUGGUACCUGGCCUCAGACCCUUCUCGGAGUACAGACUUACCGUCAACGUUUUUAACAAAAGGGGCAACGGCCCCAAUAGUGACCCCGUCACAUUCCAGACUCCAGAAGGAGUUCCCGAACAAGUGCCCAUUCUGACAGUGUCAAACGCCCAGAGAGACUCUAUCACCCUGGUGUGGGCACCCCCCUUUGAGGCAAACGGCAUCCUUACGGGAUAUCUCCUGCAGUACCAACUCAUAAAUGAGACGUUGGCGAUGGGGGACAUGCAGGAGGUGAACGUCAGCAGUGCCGACACCACCCAGUGGCUCCUGCAGGACCUGGGGGAGAUGAGCAAGUACAUGUUUUACUUGAGCGCCUGCACCAGGGUGGGUUGCGGACCCCAGCGCAUGGAGGAGGGUAGCACGGUCACAGAAGCAAGUUUGGCCAGUCUUCACUUGGGAGUUUCCACCCAGGGGUGGUUCAUCGGGAUGAUGUGCGCUGUGGCUCUCCUCACCCUCACCGUGCUCAUCGCAUGCUUCGUGACCCGCAACAAGGGUGGCAAAUACGCAGGUACGCCACCUCACCCAAACAUGUCUUCCAGUGUCCAAGUAAAGGAAAAGGAGGAUCUCCACCCUGAAGUUGAGUCCCAGGGCAUGAAUGAUGACACAUUCUGUGAUUACAGUGAGGAAAACCCACUGAAGGCUAGCCAAUGUUCCCUGGAUCGGAGCAUGGGAGGGGACAGCGACUAUGGGGACGAAGAAGAAUGCCAGUUCAACGAAGAUGGCUCAUUUAUCGGUGAAUACUCUGGCCACAAAAACAGAGGCUCUGCAAGACCCAGCCCAGUCACUGCGUGAAGAGACAAAUGCUUCCUUCGGACUUCCCUCUGAAGGGUGUGUGACAGCAAAAGGAAAUUAAUGGCAUCAUCUGUGUGAUGCAUGACAUUGAUCAGAAAUGUUACAUUCCUGUCAAUCACAAUUGUAUAUGAUGCAUAUUUAUUUUGUACCUCCACAUUGUGACGGAUUCAUUAGGAAAUGUUUUCACAUUCUUGUAGACAGGAUUGGACAUCUGCAGUUUCAAUAUACAGUACCAGUCAAAAGUUUGGACACUUUAUUUUCACUAUUUUCUAUAUGGUAGAAUAAUAGUUAAGACAUCAAAACUAUGAAAUAAUACAU